AUGGAUGCGCCAAUUGACGUCCUCAAGAUUGAGCACAAUGUUGUGACCAAAGAACUCGCUCGUUUUCGACCUUGCGAUCCAGAAACGCGUUGCUACUUUUGCCGUGAAUGGGCUCAAUUCAUUUAUAAAAAGCACCUGGCAUGGACCGGCAAAUCGCAACCUGAUCCAUCACAGUCCAAGGGCAAUGCGAGUGGAGAUUGUGUAUUGCACGCCGGCCGUUUCAGCAUCAAGCUGCCAAAGUUUUCCGAAGUCCAGCAACCUUCCAGCAAACAACGACAAAAAGAACGAUCCACCAAGCUGUUUGAUGACUUUAAGAAGCAGUUGGACACUAAGAACGGUGAUUUGCCUGGUGAUUUGACAGUUCAAGUGGUUGAUAUGUGUGAAAAGUGGAUCGAUCAGCCUAGCAGCUUGGUUGCAUUGCCUGCCCUCUUUGAACCUGUUGAAUUUGAUGCAUACGACGAAUCAUUGUCGACUACGAGUGAGCCAAAGGAGCCAGCACGUUUAUUGGAUCCACUUGAAAUCGAACGUCAGCAUGUCAUUUUGCCAUCCAAAGGAUUUCAUCUACUCAAGAACUUGACAGGCGACAUUUUGCUUUCACACAAAGAACCGGCUUGUGAACAUAUGCGACCUGAAUGGAAGUCACCCAGUGAUUUGGAGGUGGAUCGUAACAUUUUCAAUGAGAAGAUGGCUCGUGAAGUCAAAGCUGUGAUGGUCGAAGUGGAACAAGCAUUGCAUGAAUCGUGGCGCCAUUUGACGAGCUUUAUUACUCAAGUCAAGGCUUUGGAUAAGGAAAGGAACACAUUGAUGGGAAAGGAUUGCCAAAAGAACAUCGACUACUUUGCUCAAAAGCAGUCUUUGCCAUCUUUUCAGGAGUACUGGACCAGUCAAGGAGAUUUCAAAAAGAAGCGUGCGGAUAUGGCGACUGUGGAUGCGGCUUUCAUUGGCUUCUUUGAUUUACUCGAAUCCAAGGUCAAGGAGUUUCAGACAUCCUUUGUUCAUACACGUCUCGAUGCUGUUUGUACGCUUAUCCAGAAGCUAUGGGAUUUGGUGGUGCCUGCAAUUCAACAAAUGGCCGAACGUAUGGCUUCUUUCGAAGUCAAGAAUGACGCUUAUAUGGAAAGCUGCACUGCUCUUUCAAAAUCGCUUGACACCCUCCACCCAAUUGAUGAUGUACGUUCGGCUGUCGACACUGUGAGACAAGAAGUGGAUACGAGAAUUGCCGAGUAUUUGCAGGAGAUUGAAGCUUUGGAGAAGACAUACAAAGAGGAAUCUCGCCCCAAUGUCGCUGGUCGACUAGACAAGGUCAACAAUAAGGCAUUCAAGAAACAACUCAAGAAGGUCGAGAGUGGAUAUUAUUCGUUACGCCAAACUUUCCGCUACUUGCUCACUCAAAAGAUAUUUCCCGAAUCGCUGUUUUGCAAGUUCAGUUUAUUUUGUAUGGAGGCAUUGAUGCAAGAGGGUGAAUUGAUGGAAGCCAUGACGAUUGAGAGGGAGAUCAAGAGGUUUUUGCAGUCUCAUGAGGAAAUGGUGGAGGAACGGCAAUAUCUAUUCGAGGAUUUUGAGGAAGGUGUGAUAACCGGUCGCACUGAGCUUGCUGGAAUUCUUGGUCGAUUGUUCUUGAAAGAAGGAAUGCGUAUCCAAGGAGAGAAUUUGGCCAUGCAGCGUCAGAAUACUUUGCUCAAAUCGCUUGGUGUCCAAGUCGAGGAUGAACAACAGGAAUCACCAUCGAGCAAGAAGAAGAAGAGCAAAAAGAAGAAGACGUCACCAGAGGAGCCACCAUCACAAUCGACUUCAACAAAGACUGAAUCGAUCCCAUCACCAAAGGAGACAAAGGCCAAAGAUGUGAAAUCCACAAAAUCAGCUGAGUCCAAAGCAAAGAAUGUUGAAGUUAAGCCUGCUCAAGUCAAAAAGACAAAGGUGGCUGAUGCCAAACCAAAGGUUCCUGAAGUCAAGCCAGUUACACCAAAGGUCCCUGAUACCAAAGUCACUGCUGCAAAGAUCGCUGCCGCUGCCGCUGCCGCUGCUGCUGUACCUGCAAUGGUGAACGAUACCACCUCUGUCAAGACCAAGCCAUCAGUACCUUCUCCUCCAGCAAAGAAGCCAACACCUUCUCCAGCAAAGCCAUCAGUUGUAUCUCCUCCCAAAUCUACUACUCCCAAGAAGGAUGAUGAAUGGCAAACGAUGCCUGUUCGUUCGACAUCGACUUCUCAAGCAUCCACUAGUAACAAUGCUACUUCCAUCCCUGUUGAAAAGAAAAAGAAAGUCAAACCAGAAGAAGCCUUCCCUUCCUUAUCUUCUCAACAAGGAUCGACCUCUGAUGUUGGUGGUUGGGGUCCAGUUGGGGAAUCUUGGGCGAGCAAGAUUGGUGAAUCAAACGUGAACAAGUCUUCCACCACUAAGACCACCGACGCUGAACCAGCAAAGGAUGAUGAAUGGACGACUAUACCUUCGAGCACAACUACCACCACUACCACCACUACAGCUGCUAAGCAAGACGACAACAAAGCUAUGCCAUCACCUAGCAACAAUCGAUUGGAUGCAAAGAAGACAAAGAUGGUUACAAAGAGCCAACCAGAGCAAAAGAAUGCGCCACCUGGAUUGAAAGCAGCUGAGACCAAGAGCCAAGAUGAUGAAUGGACAACAGUGCCAUCCAGCAAGGCAAUCAAGUCGAAUGAUUUAGCAACAGUGGUAUCCACAACAAAGGAACAACCAAAGCCUGAUACAAGUGCAUCGAGCAUUGAGCAAUCCAAUACUACUCAAGAUAGAUGGGGUACAAAUGCGACAUCGACUGCCACAGCUGAUGGAUGGGGUUCUUCUACAACGGGAGCUACAAGUGUGAAAAAGGAGGAAAUCAACAAUGAUGGAUGGGGUGCACCAUCUACUGCCACAACUGCUAACGAUAAUGUGGAUGGCUGGGGAGCACCUACAACAGCACCGAUUCAAUCCAGUGGAUGGGGCAAUGAAGAUACGGCCACAAAGAAUGAUGGAUGGGGAGCAACAAAUGACAACAACGCAGCAGGUUGGGAAGCACCUACACCAUCAAAAUCGGAUCAAUUAGGUGGAUGGGGUCAAGAACCUAAGGCACAAAUCAAUCAAGCAGCAGCAGCAGCAGCAGCACCUCAACCUACUCCAUCAGCUGAAUCCAAUGGAUGGGGUCAAGAACCUGCAAACAAGGGCAAUGAUGAUGAUGGAUGGGGAAAGCCUGCACAAUCCAGCGGUUGGGGAGCUACUUCAGGCAAUGAUGGUCUUGGUGGAUGGGGCAAUGUAUCCACUACUGAAGGUGAUUGGAGCAAGAAGCAGGAAGCAACAACCAAAUCUUGGAAUACAUCAACAUCGAAUACUUGGGAACAAGAAGCAUCCAAGAUGAGUGAGGGUUGGAAUAAGCCAGCAGCUAGCCAAGCCCCUGUGGGUCGAGCCAAUGAUUCUGAUAAUUGGAGACAACCGCAACAGCAACCACGUGAAAGAUACAGCAUCAGAAAGAAUGAUAGCCGACGCACAAGUGGAAACACUAAUCGGGUUGAUGACAAUGCUCAACAACGUGGAUGGAAUAACAGCAACACGAAUGAUCGUUGGAAUGACCAAAACAAGCAUAAGCGAUCUUCCUCGGGAUGGAAUCCAAACAAUGGCAGCAGCAGUAAUGAUGACAAUUGGAGGGCUAAGUCUUCGGUGGAUGAUAUCAAUAAUGGAUGGGGAUCUUCAUCGACAAGUACAACAACCAUGCCUUCUGUAUCGAAUGCUGAAAAGGACAAUGCUCCUGUGGAUGUGGUCAACAUUUCGAUGAAAGACAUCUUGCAACAAUCCACAGCUACUUUGCCUCCUCCACCUACUCAACCUCCUGGUUUAAUCAAGGAUCCAAUGUUGGGUGCUAGCAGUACUUUGUCCUCUCCUCUUGCAACUACCUCGCCAAUGAAUUUCCAAAUGGCAUCCGCAACCACCACAACCACCUCAGCCACGACUCCUCCACUUGUUCAAAAAGAUGUUUUAUCAGCAGAUCAAAUUCGCAACAUGAGUCCCGAGAAUAUGAUUGCUUUUGUACAAAACUUGCAGCAGGAGAACAUGCGUUUGUUGCAACAACUUAUCGCCGCUCAACAAGAAAUGGCUCUGCAAACAACACGUUACAGCGAGAUGAUGACUAUCUCUAGAGAACGGGAAUCUCAAAUGAUGCAACUUUUCGAGGCUCGCAAGCAAACAGAGCUUGAGGAAGGUCGUCGUUACAUUCUUUCUUUGGAAGCACAUAUCGGCAAACUCGAGAAUCAGCUUAAAGCAGCAGCAGCAGCAGCUACUGGUGGUGGUGGAAAUGGCAUAGGCGGCGUGACAGCAGGUUUUGGUAACCAAGAUCUCUUUGCCGGCUAUCGUGAGGAAAUGCGUUCCAACCAACAACAUCGUGGACGACGCAACUAUUACAACAAACCCGCCAUCGUCCGUUGUGGCAACUGUGGUGGAUCGGGUCAUACCAGUGCAGAGUGUCAGAAUGCUUGCCGCUAUUGUGGAUCAACCGAGCAUUUGUCUGAAGCAUGCCACGCAAACCAAUGA
Molecule: messenger RNA, 4533 nt
Organism: Lichtheimia ornata
Lineage: Eukaryota; Fungi; Mucoromycota; Mucoromycetes; Mucorales; Lichtheimiaceae
Exons: 5
Coding region: 1-4533 (1510 amino acids)
Molecular function (GO): zinc ion binding; nucleic acid binding
Source: RefSeq, a predicted model, not a curated record